AAGAAAACAAAUAUGGGGUUUGAUAAUUUUGACGUUGAAGUGUUUUGAUGAAAUUUAAACAAGUCAUUUUAUAAUUUUCCACGUUAAUUAUUAAUUUUCGAUUGAUUUAUAUGUGUUAUUGCGUUAAUAUUCUUCUUGUAAAAAUCGACAAUACCGAAGACAAUGAAUCGCGAGGACGUUAGAAACACCGUUCUCGAAUUGAUGGGUCAAAAGGAAAAAAUCGAAAAUCAAAUCAAAGAAUUAAACACCAUUCUGGCCCAAAACGGCGUAGGAAUGAAAGACCCGUUAGUCGAUUCCGAAGGUUUUCCAAGCAAUAAAAUCGACGUCUAUCAAGUGAGACACGCUCGCCACCGUAUCAUAUGCCUCCAAAACGACCACAAAAAAAUAAUGAAAGACAUUGAGAACGGUUUGCAAGGCUACUACGGAACAACAUCGUUAGAACCGGCCUGCGAACGACCCACCCCAAUGGACACUGCCCAAGCGGAAACUAUCACAUACACCGCUCCUUUUGCUAAAAUCACGUUCGUCAGCGACAAUUCGCCGGCUUAUUACGCCGGUUUCGAAGCGAACGACGAGCUGGUGGAAUUCGGUUCAGUAAACUCCACCAAUUUCAAAAACAUCACCGACAUAGCCACGGUAGUGCAGCAUUCCGAAGGCAAUCAACUCAACGUUCGAUUGAAAAGGGGCAGUAGAACGUUUGUGGUGCAAUUGGUGCCGAGGAAAUGGAUGGGAAGAGGCCUGUUGGGCUGUAACAUUAUUUCAUUGUAAAUGUAAAUUCGCUAUACAUUAAUCAGUUGCUUCGAUUGUGUCAAAUAACCGCUACAAAAUAAAUUGUAAUUUAGCAGGAGCUUGUAAAAACUCCUCGAUAUAACUACAAACGAUGUCACCAAUUUGGAACACCUCUCUGCUAUUCUCUACAAGAGAAACUGAUAGAAAAUUCAUCGUCUCAAACCCAGAGGAAUUUUCAUGUUAAAUUGUUUCAAGGUUAAAUACAAAUAAGCAUGUUUUGUAAUCAUAAAGUUCAAAAGAUUAAAUAAUUU
Molecule: messenger RNA, 1040 nt
Organism: Phyllotreta striolata
Lineage: Eukaryota; Metazoa; Arthropoda; Insecta; Coleoptera; Chrysomelidae
Source: the annotation of a GenBank genome assembly